AUGAAGUUCUCUCUCGCUCUCCUCGUCUCGGCCUCUAGCGCCCUGGCCGCUCCCACCCCUCCUGGUAUCCCCAGCGACACAACCGCCAGGUCCCUCCUCAGCGGCCUCACUGUCGCCGCGUCCACCAACACUGACACCUACGACCGAGACCUGUUUCCCCACUGGGAGACUGUCUCGGGAGCUUGCAACACCCGCGAGUUCGUCCUUCAGCGUGACGGCACCAACGUUCAGACCAACAGUGCCUGCGCUGCCACUUCCGGAACAUGGCGCUCUCCCUACGACGGCGCAACAUGGACGCAGGCCAGCGACGUCGAUAUUGACCACAUGGUUCCCCUCCAAAACGCCUGGAUCUCCGGAGCCGCCUCUUGGACAACCGCCAAGCGGAGGGACUUUGCCAACGACAUCACCAGGCCCCAGCUCUGGGCCGUCACCGACAACGUCAACCAGGCCAAGGGCAGCGCUACCCCCGCCACCUGGAAGCCUCCCUUGACGAGCUUCUACUGCACCUACGCCAAGAGUUGGAUCCAGGUCAAGAGCUACUGGCAGCUGACCAUCACCAGCGCCGAGAAGACUGCCCUGACCGAUAUGCUCAACUAUUGCUGA
This is a messenger RNA of Fusarium keratoplasticum, 603 nucleotides long. RefSeq names its product DUF1524 domain-containing protein. The transcript is spliced from 4 exons. Bases 1 to 603 code for a protein of 200 amino acids. The record is from RefSeq and is a predicted model, not a curated record. NCBI's taxonomy places the organism in Eukaryota, Fungi, Ascomycota, Sordariomycetes, Hypocreales, Nectriaceae.